CAUCCGUUUGUUUGUUUAUCUGCGAAAUGUCUCUUUGGACAAUAUAUUUUACUCACACUCACUUUAUGAAUAUAGUAAGGCAUUAUGACACUACAAUAAAGCAAAUCCAGCUAUUAAGUGUGAUGAUAUGGGAAACAAUCCCAUUCAAAAACGCACUUUUACUGCUGCAAAUGUGUCUGUUUGAUAAACUACUCACCAAAUUCUUCUGACAUGAAUGCAAUUGAGUGACGUGUGCAGUGUGGAAAUGGAAGCAGUCCUGUCAGCCCUGCCAUGGGUACCAGUUAGUAUCGGUGGUUUUGAUUUGCUGGCCAAAGCCUGGUUCGGUGACACACAGUAUUGGGUUCUGCUAAGUGAUCUGAGCAGUGUGUGGGAAGAGGAGAUGAAUGCGGAGGACAUCCAGAGUCGAGCACAGGAUCUGAAUAAGCGUCUCAGGGCUCCCACACAGGCUUUUUUCACUCAUCUGUGCUCAGUAGCACGGCCUUGCUACUCCAGUCAAGAUGAUGAACAGACAUCUGCUGCACACAUGUCCCUUGAACGUCACGGUGACAAUUUAACAAUCAGACUUAAAAGUGAGCUGGCCGGUUUGCCCUUCUACUGGGAGUUCCGCUGCACUCCAACACCUGUAGCCAUGGUGUGCAGGCAGCUGGUGCGCCCCCUCCUGGCAGCGAGCAGAGUUUUGCAGCGGCAAGUGGAGGAUUUGGCCGCUCUUCUGAUUAGGAAGGACGCAGAGAUACAGGACUAUCAGGACAACGGAGCUGUGCUCAGUAGAGCCAGACUGCAAACGGAGCCAUUUGAGGUGCACAGAUACAGGGAAUACUUCUUCACACAGACUAUUCCACAGAUGGGUGUGCUGCUGGACAGUUUGGAUUUUGACUCAGAGUUACAGGCCCUGUAUGUGGCCGUGAGCUCGGGGAACACUGCACAGAAACGUAAACACUCUCCUGGCAGCAGCCCCACUGCCGAGGACAACCACUUCCCUGAUCAUCAACAAACCAGUGAUGUUCCCAAAGGUGUGGGGUCUUCAUUGGCUUCUCAAGAACAAAUUGAUGUCAAAGGACCAUCAGGAAGAACUCCGAAAGCUGACAGUGAACAGACUGUCCCUCUAAUAUCAACUGCUGCUGCUGGUUCUGAGGAACGUUCCACCUCUCGGCCGAAGAAGAAGAAAGCUAGGGGGCUCUUCCGGUGACUAAUCACACCUCUCAUGCCAGAUUACUACAAAUCAUGUACACAUAUAUUUUCUGAAUGCUUUAUAAACAUACUUAUUUUUAUUCUUUUAAUGUUGGAUUUUAGUUGUUUAUAAAUGUUAUAAAUGGUUUUUAUUCUGUAUGACUUUUUUUUUAUUUGUGUGUCUCGAUAAUAAUUAA
Molecule: messenger RNA, 1364 nt
Organism: Xyrauchen texanus (razorback sucker)
Lineage: Eukaryota; Metazoa; Chordata; Actinopteri; Cypriniformes; Catostomidae
Product: non-homologous end-joining factor 1-like
Exons: 8
Coding region: 215-1186 (323 amino acids)
Biological process (GO): double-strand break repair via nonhomologous end joining
Cellular component (GO): DNA ligase IV complex; nucleus
Molecular function (GO): DNA end binding
Source: RefSeq, a predicted model, not a curated record